UGGGAAUUUGAUUGCUUAGGUUAAAUGUUUAGAGGAUUACCUUUACAGAGUGUGUUGUUUCAGAGGGUUUAUUUGAUGUUUAUUGAAUGUUGUAAAGUACAAUAACAAAUAACAAUAAAUAAGUCCUAACCCUUUUAGAUGCAUCCCUUCUACAACACAGCUAAAUCUAAUGGCUCGUUACUAGGUCUCUCUGGAGCUAAACGACAUGCCGAUGAGGGAAUUCAGCUCGAUUCGAUUCAGGUGUGUUGGAGAAGGGAUGCGUCCCAAAAUUGCAGGAUAAUACCUCUGGAGAACUUGUUGGGCACAUCCGGUAGGUACUGCUUACAGUCUACUUAGUCACCCCUUAUGCUACGGGUCCUCUUAAUGUUUCAACAUUCCCCAUUUAACUGAAUUACAUUUACUUUAAACUUUAUUUUUUAUUUAUUUAUUCCGAAAAACCUUCUUUAAGACGAAUUUUGCUGCAUCCCAAGACGAUUUUGUCACUCACAAUAUGGUGGACGCGCUGACGCAUCGUUUUUACGGCGCAACGACGCGCUUCCCGUGUUAGCCUGUUCUGAUUGGCUAUUCAGCUAUCUGCCUCCGCCUUCCUGUGGCUCUAAUGCCCUGCCGCUGUGUAACUGUUACAUUGCCCUCUGUUGAACAGGAGUGUAUAAUAACAAUAACCGUAGACCUCUAUUUCUGUCGUUUUGUUUUGCUUAACUUGUUAAAAACGACCGAAACAAUCGUUCACCUGCAGCUCGGGAUGUUUUCUUUCUCUGAACUACAUAAAUUUUAGCGUAUUUUAUUAAGUGGUUAAAAACAACAUCUAAGCGCUCUGAAUUCUCCGAUUGCACUUGUUUCAUGAUCAAAUAGCUUAAAUUGAAAGGCUUUAAAUGUUUCUCGCCUGGUUUUAGGCACGCAGCCGCCCACUGCAGUGCAGCAGCAGUCUAUCCGCUAGGAGCAGCUGCAGAGAAGGGGACUGCGCAAAAAAAAAAAAAAAAAAAACAAAAGGAACACGGUCAGGAUUUUUGCCCGUGUGACGUCAUGGGGAUCCACAGGGCUCUCUGAAAGGACCCAGCAACGCCAAGCGCCGGUGGAAGUAGGGGAGAGGAUACACAAUCGGCCGAGGCGGAGGUGUCGGAGAGCGUCUCUUAGCUGCACGGUGUCCGGUGAAGAAGCGGAUCCAGGCUCGGAGAUUUUGGCUUUAGUCCACCAUGAGAGCGCUUCCCAGCGGUUAAGGCGACUGCUACCUCUAUUUUCUGCCUGAAAAAACCCCCAACAAAAAACAUACACACACAGACACAGAGGGGAUAAGCAGCCAGACAACCAUACUAAUCCCCGGGACGGUCACAUUCACGGCGGAGCCUCGGCGCCGACAGAAAUGAACAGGAGCAGCACGAACUGGAAUAAAUGAUAGCGAAUAAAGAGCCGCAGCGCACAAAGCGACCCUGAAGUGUUAUGCCCGUCGGCCGUGUGGUCUGUUUUUGACUGGAAAUGGGAGCUUUGACAAGCAGACAGAACAUAGGCGUGGAAGAAUUGGACAUUCCGUCCAAUUCGGUGUACCGUUAUCCGCCGAAAUCUGGGAGUUACUUUGCCAACCAUUUCAUCAUGGGAGGGGAGAAGUUUGACUCCACCCAUCCGGAGGGUUACCUGUUUGGGGAAAACACAGACCUUAACUUCCUGGGGAGCAGACCAGUAGCAGCUCAGCACUUGUCAGCAUCAACUGGAUCCGUGCUGACAACCCAAAGCCAUUUUGCGUUCCCGUAUGCAGCCCCUCCACCUCAGGAACCAGUAAAGACCCUACGAAGCCUUAUAAACAUUCGAAAGGACACGUUGCGGCUCGUAAGGUGUAGUGAGGACCUGAAGUUGCCAGGCGACGAGGUGGCAGGGAAGAACAGGGCUUGCUAUAACAUAGAGUUCACCUUUGACGCCGACACACAGGUUGCCAUCACCAUUUACUACCAGGCCAUGGAGGAGUUUCACAAUGGAGUGCCAGUUUACCUGCCACAGGACAGCUCGCUGCAGUCAGAAACGGUGCAUUUUAAGAGAGGAGUUUGCCAACAGUUCUGUCUGCCCUCCCACACCGUCAACCUCAGCGAAUGGGCAGAUGACGAGCUGCUGUUUGAUAUGGAAAAGGAGAUCUUCCCCAUGGUUGUGCAGGCUGUGGUAGACGAGGGAGAGGAACAUUUGGGCCACUCUCAUAUCCUACUGGCUACAUUUGAAAAGCAUAUGGAUGGGAGUUACUGUGUUAAACCUCUGAAGCAGAAGCAAGUGGUGGAUGGAGUUAGCUACCUGCUGCAGGAGAUCUAUGGGAUCGAGAACAAAUACAACAGUCAGGAAUCAAAAGUGGCUGACGAUGAGAUCAGUGACAACAGCGCCGAGUGUGUAGUGUGCUUGUCUGAUGUCCGAGACACCCUCAUCCUCCCUUGCAGGCACCUGUGUCUCUGCAACGCCUGCGCAGACACAUUGCGCUACCAGGCAAACUGCUGUCCUAUCUGCAGGCUGCCCUUUAGAGCUUUGUUGCAAAUUCGAGCAAUGAGGAAGAAACUCAGUCCUCUGUCGCCCACCAGCUUUAACCCCGUCAUCACCUCCCAGACGUCGGACUCGGAGGAACACUCGGCGUCCGAGCACAUCCCUCCUGGUUAUGAGGCUGUUUCUCUCCUGGAGGCGCUGAACGGGCCUCUGAACACCUCCUCGGUGGCUCCUAAUCCUCUCCAUUCCGGUCCUAGCCAUGGCUCUGGGGUCCUGCCACCUUAUAGCAACGAGCCCCACUCUGCGCUGGCCCGAUCCCUCUCGCCUCUUGACCAGUCCAAUUCCAGUCAGGGAUUAAAACUGAAAAAGAGUGGUUCAAAAUCACUUUCCCAGAAUUCCUCUGUGCUUCCUGAAGAGGAAGAUGAGAAGUCUUGCAGUGAAUCAGAUGCAUGUCGUCCUAAAUUGGCUGUUGGUCAGCAAGAGUGCGGAGUGACUCCUGACAGCGAGAACCUGACUCUUUCCUCGUCUGGAGCCAUCGAUCAGUCACCCUGCACCGGUACCCCUCUCUCCUCCACCAUCACCUCCCCUGAAGAUCCAGUGAGCAGCAGCCUGGCCCAGUCGGUGAUGUCCAUGGCUUCGUCCCACUCGCAGCACUCUCACAUCAGCGCUGACACCAUGUCCUCCAUGUCAGGGUCCUACAUGGCCGGGACCGAAGCAGAACCGGUGGGGGCCAACGAGGUGGGAAACGUGGAUGUUGAGGAGGACCAAGACGCUCCCAUGGAGAGCCGAGCUGCUCUGCACCAGGACGGGGAGUUUUCUAUGGAGUCAAAGGGAAACAAUUACUCUAUGGCUGUAGAGGAGCAGGAUUCAGAGGGAAAUGAUGUCACAGAAGAGGAAUGCUCCUCUCCGUCUAAUGGGAAAGGUGGGCGGAGCAGGUGUCCAGAGUUGGCCAAUAACAAUCAGGGCGUCGCCCACUGUGACACGCCCUCUUUGGGGUUGGAUAAUGAACAGGCUCCCAACAGCCGAUUCGCUGACUUUAUGUAUCUAGGGGGCUACAGGCCAGGUCUUGAUCCCCUCCCCCACCACAUCUCCACCAGCAACAUUAACCUGGAGGAGCAGGGGGUGGAGAACAGGGACGGCCAGAGUUCGAAACAUCCCCUCCAUGGGCCACUCUUCGUGUAACAGUCAAACCGAUUCAAAUCGCCCCAGAGAGUCAGCUUAUUCCCACCCUCACCCUGCCCACAGCGCUGUGACUGCGGGUAUUUGUCUUUGCUGAGCAGGGAAACAUUUCCCCAUCCGUCUAAAGAUUUCUGUGACCAUCUUUCGCCGCUGGAACCCGGCUGGAGUGGAAAGAGGAAGGAAGAGGAAUCACCUUUUACAUUGUUGGUGCACUUUUAUUACAUGUUUUCCUUGUUUUAUUGUCUUUAACUAUUUCUAGGAAUGAUUAUCCUUCUGCUGUUUUAUUAUUUAUUACCUGUAGGUUCUAUGAGAGCUCUGCAUUGUGCUAGUAUCUUUAGAAACAUACAUCCUGCUCUUCUUCUCUACCUUUUUCCUCCUUCCUACUGAUCUUCCAGCUAAACAGUCAGGGGCUACUGUGAUCGGCAAUCGGAUUUAUUACUACUAACUUCUUCCUGUGUCAGAAACUGUGUUUUGAAUGAGUGGUAGGACACUUUGACGCUAAACAUCAGCUCUCACCGGACGACCUUAUCGAAGAAAAACAGCACUAGCCCCUUACUUCGGAUCAGGGAGCUUAAAUCUCGACCUUCGCAUGCAGCUUUUCACCUUUUCCUUCCAUUCCUGCCACGCUUUUGAAGCUACUGAAUGUAAAUUCAGAAGCAGGCGAAUUUUUUAGAUGGAUGAGCCCAGAACUGGUGGCCAUAAUGACCUCUAAAAAAAAAAAGAAACAAUGUAGGACAAUUAAGGUGGAGUUUAAAGAAAGGGAAUCUUCAUUAACUGGAAUCAAACCCAAAUUGUGACACACACAACUUUCCAUCUCCAUUUGCUCCUUCUGUAGCUCCAUUUUAGCAUGUCAGUAUUAAUGCGGUACAACUGCAAGUACGACCAAGCAAUAACAAAGCCCUGCACCUCCAUCUUUUCACCUCCUGCACUAGUUCUAAGACUGAACUGUGUUUGCACUGCCCUAUUACACUUCAAACCUUUCAGUAUAUUUUAAUUGUCUUCUCAUACCUUGAUGUUGCCAUUAUGAAGGGAAUCACGGUGAGGAAAAUCUUCCACGGGGCAUUUAAAAAUGAUGUUGGAAGGAUUUUCUCUACCCUCAGCCCCCCACCUCACUGAUCUUCCCGAUCCGCCUGCCUUCUAUCGUUUGAGAUCCUUUCAGUUGUUUUUGGUUUUGUAAAACGUUUGAUGUAUAUCUCAUCUGUUGUUGAUGCAAAUCGUUUGUGUUUCAAUUUGUUGCAGAACACUGUGCUGUCUCUUAGUAUGUGGAUGAAAAUAUGUGAAAAUUUGGUGAAAGGUUUACAUAAUCGUGCAAACACAAUGGAUAACCCCAGAGGAACAAUAUCUGCAAUCAGUGCACUCUUAGCUGACUACUAGACGACACACGUUCCGGUGCAUGAGGUGAUGAUAGAAGUAAGCAUGUUAGUCUAUGUCAGCCUGCACCCUCCUGUAGACUUGAUAAUGGACCACUGCACAAAUCCGAAGGGGUACCAUGUCUUUCUGUAGUGUUACAUUUCGAUUGGCCUGCUCAGGUCAAGACUUAUGCACUAUUAUAACCAAGCUGCAAACAGUCAUGUGAUCAGUCUGAAUGUGCAGACAGAGCUGCUUUCUGGCACCAGUCUCAGUAUGAUAUCAAAUGAAAUCCACAAAACCCCACUUUUCUAGAGUGAAAAUGAAAAUUUGACUUAAACAGACAAUAAAGAUUUUGCAACUAAA
Girardinichthys multiradiatus is the source of this 5343-nucleotide messenger RNA. It is a transcript of the gene rnf157, whose product is annotated as ring finger protein 157. The coding region runs from base 1474 to 3633 and encodes 719 amino acids. The transcript is spliced from 20 exons. Gene Ontology annotation, cellular component: cytoplasm. NCBI's taxonomy places the organism in Eukaryota, Metazoa, Chordata, Actinopteri, Cyprinodontiformes, Goodeidae. The record is from RefSeq and is a predicted model, not a curated record. Gene Ontology annotation, molecular function: ubiquitin protein ligase activity. Gene Ontology annotation, biological process: protein ubiquitination.